Messenger RNA from Musa acuminata AAA Group (dessert banana), 1654 nucleotides. RefSeq lists its product as uncharacterized. Lineage: Eukaryota; Viridiplantae; Streptophyta; Magnoliopsida; Zingiberales; Musaceae. The transcript has 2 exons. The record is from RefSeq and is a predicted model, not a curated record. The coding region runs from base 652 to 1422 and encodes 256 amino acids.
GGAUGCACCAAAGCAUCAUCAGCUCCAUUAAUCGAAACAGGGAUAUAAGUCCCUGUUCCUUCUUUUGUACAGAUAGGAAGAUCCUGACGUCAAGAAAUAAAGGUUGAAGUGUAUAGGUUUGAUCACGGUCAGUCUGCUGGCUGAUCAGAUGACUGCACCGGCGUUGCCGAGAAGCUGUUCGACGAAUUGAUCCAACGGUGACCGUCAUGUUAGGUACGACGUCACGUGGUGGUGCUUGCUCUGGUUGGAUGAUUGGACGCUGUCGGGCCACUCGUCCUCUGAUGCCUUGAGCGCCACAUGGUUGGGCAGUAAUUACACUUGGCGUCACAGCUCUGCAGCCACCAAGCAUUUAUUCUUCUUACGCUUUUCUAUAGCCAUUAGCCAUCCCAUACAACUCGGACAGCCCCAUGGAUAAGGCCCUAUUGACCACUAUAAAGAAAGGUGAGAAAUCACCCGAAAGCGAGUGCUUUUAUCUCUUUUUAUCUUGGAGUAGCUCGGUUUAGAGUUGAUGGACUGCAGUGUCUUCCUGUUUAUGAUGCGAGGACACACGUUUCCUCUCUCUUUAAUGAUUCGAGCUAAGUUUCAGCCACAGCUAUCUCUCGGUUGUUAUUUGAGCGAAGAGCAGCUCAAUCACAUUCUUCGGUGCUUUCCAUGAUGGAUGAGCCUCUCCUUCCCACCUCCGCCCCCAAAACUGCCCCUCCUGCAUCCACGGCCUCCUAUCCCAGCUUCCUCCGGCGUCUCCGCAUCUUCCUUGUCCUCGCCGCCUGCGCCCUGUGGGCAAAUUACGAGGCCUCCAAGGGCUUCGACAUCACCGUCCUCCACGGCGCCUCGCGCAGCCCCGCCGCCCGCCGAUUCGGCCUGCUAUUCGUCUCCAACGGCCGAGCCGCCAGGCUCGUCCUCAGCUCCAGUGAUCUCGUUCAGCGCGUCCUCUACCCGGAUGAUUCGUUCCCUCGGAAGCCAGUGCGCCGGAUAACGCUUUUCUUGGCCGACGAAAACCUCAACGAGACCGUCGUGGUCAGCCACGGCCGCCACCCAGGCGAGUUCGUAGUCCAGCUGAGCCCGGCCGUCAUGAAGGCGGCGGACGUGCAGAUGUCGGUGGCUUCCGCGCUGCAGCGGGGCGUGGCUCGCGUCUGGCUCUGGGACGGGCGAGGCCAGGCCCCGAGACCGCUUCUUGACGCCAUGGUAGAGUACCUCACCACGCAGAACAACGCCAGUGCUACACUCCGCACCAAUUCCUGCUGCGCGGCGGGGGAGCAGCUGCGCGUAGCGCGCGUGAAUCGAGCCAUGCAGGAGGAGUGGGACGAUCGGAUGCUGGAGGAUGUAUGCGGCUCGCCUUCCGAAAAGGUCUGCUCGGCCUGCCAACCUCUUAUCGACCUCAGUACGUUCGCAAGGAACGUAGAUCCUCCUGAUCAAGAUCCAUAGACAUGAGCGUAUGAGUUAGUGUUAGCAGUGACAAUGGCCGAAUAAUUGAGGGGAAGCAGUAGUCAAUGCAUGACGCAGAAGCAAGUGGAGCCGACCGCUGAGCUACGAUCUAUGCAAGAUUAGGACUGCAUCUUGUACUACUUUUCUGUGAUCCUACAAUGGAUUCAGUCAGUACCAUGUCAUGCUUUGAAUCAGCGAAUGCAAGUAAUAGAUUGUGCAAUUAAUAGCCUAA